Adineta steineri is the source of this 567-nucleotide messenger RNA. The record is from the annotation of a GenBank genome assembly. NCBI's taxonomy places the organism in Eukaryota, Metazoa, Rotifera, Eurotatoria, Adinetida, Adinetidae.
AUGAUGAAGCAAGGCAGUGAAAACAAAAGUCAUAUCGUGCAUCGUUUUAUUAUUUCUACACGAAAGUCUCAACCAGAACAUGAGAAAAGUCGAUCGAAAUCACCAGUUCCAAAAUUUCAAUAUCAGAUACCAUCAAGUUUCUUUAGAGCAGUAGAUAAAGCCCGAUUAGAAGCUGGUUAUGAUAUUCUACCACGUUUUCAUAAUCCAUCAUCAUCAUCAUCAUCGUCAUCUCAUCGUACAGCAUCAUUAUCGUCACUAGCUCUCGAUCGAUCAAAAACGCACCAUUUUACGAAACAUAAUGACUUUCAUUCUUCGUCAAUAGUAGAUGUUGAUAAAGCUUCUUCAAAACAAGUUCAAUUUCAUCAUAAAUUUCAUAAACAAUCUGAUUCCGAUCAUCAUCAUCAUCAUCACCAUCGCCAUCGCCAUCAUCAUCGACGUCGUCAUCGUAAGACAUCAGAACAAACUGCAUCGAAUAGCUCACUAUUACAAUUAACAAGAUCUAUCAGCUCUCACAGACAGUCGGCUAUUCCUAGAGCUACAUCUUCUACUCGAUCGAAACAUAGUUGA